AUGCAUAUUAGCUCUAAUAAAGGUUAUCGCCUUGGCAGUAUGCGUGAGCGAGAGCUCGAAGAAACUUUACACCGCAGUUUAAAGUCUAUAUCCGAGCUAAAUGACUGUAAUGAAGGGUUGCAAUCUAAUUACUCGAAACGAGUGAAGGCUUUUGAUCGAGAAAGAGAGGAGUGGAAUCGGGAUUCAUUACGAAAUAAUACCGAGAUCCAAAAAUUACGUACCCACGCUUUACAAGUUAUUAAUGAGAAUAAACAGCUACAAAAUGAAAAUACUAAUCUUAUUUCGUGUAAUGCACAAAAGGAUAUUUCUCUUGCUGAAUCCAAGGCUAAGAAUGCUACAAAAUCCAAGAAAAUCAAAUCACUCGAGUCUGUGAUCAAGAUAUUGAAAAGUAAGUUGACUUCAGCCCAGAAAGAUGUGAUUUCGAUUCAAAGCGACUCAUCGAAAAAAGAAACUGAGAUCGCGUCCCUCAAAUCCAAAAUAGCUGAAGUAGAACAUGAGUUAGCUUCGAAAGUCAGUGAACUUGAGUGUCUGAAAUCGGAGGCUAUAUCAAACCCCGUACUUGGUGGAAACGAUGAAAAAAAUACGCUGUGCGAGGAACAAAGUUCCAUGACCAAGUCUGAUGAUAUAUCUGCAGUAUCGCAAAGCAGGCAAUUGGGGGAUGAAUCGGAGAUUCGAGACACUUAUGCGUCUAAUGAAUCUAGCAAAAAUCUAAGUAAGUAUUUUAUUCGUGGAAAAAAUAUGGAUCCAAUAGAAAAAAACGAUAAUGGUAUCUCGACAUAUACUAAUGAGGGAACUAACAUUAGUGAAAUUAACAAGGAUGAUAUACUAGAUAUAUCGAUAAAACCCAAUGCAUCAGAGGCUAUGCCUCAAAAUAUGACUCCACAUCUUAUACAACCGGAUAAUAAUAGCGGAGCUAGUGCUAAAGCACAUAUGUCCUCUUUGAUGUCACAGCUAUCAGCAUAUAUUUUUCUUAUUUUGUUGAUUAUUGCGGUUAUGUGGUUCGUGAGACGUACAUGGGGGUUUGAUAGGAAAAAUGAGCGGUUGCGGGAUGCAUGGACUAGAAAAAUAAUUAUGAAUAUUAACGCUAUUUCUCCUGCAACACACGCUUUAUUAGUACCAGAAAUUUUGGAAAAUAUAUUUAGCCAUCUUUCUAAAGAUGAGGAUCUAUUUAAGAUUAUUACAGUCAAUCAUGUCUGGCGCUCUGAAGGGUUUCGAGCUAUCUGUAAUUUAUAUACAUUUCGACUUAAUAAUUGGGUUUCUCAUUUUAAUAAUACUCUAUCAGUAUGGUAUAAAGGAAAGAUUUUAAAAUCUUGUCUUAAUGAUGUUAUUUCCUGUGUUUAUAAAGAUUUUGUUUCAUUAUCAAUGAUAUAUAAUAAAUACUUUGCUCGAAAUAGAAACAUGAUAUUUUUCUUUUCACGAGAAAUGUUAGGAGAUCUUAUAAAUGAGUAUAUAUACUUUCAAGGAGAUAUUGAAAAUGAAAUGAUAGAGAUAUCUAAUUACAAUUAUUAUUAUUAUAAUAUACAUAUAUGUAAUAAUGAAGAAGAGAUCUCAUAUAGUGAUGAUGAAGAAGAAGUCUCAUACA
This is a messenger RNA of Entrophospora candida, 1582 nucleotides long. NCBI's taxonomy places the organism in Eukaryota, Fungi, Glomeromycota, Glomeromycetes, Entrophosporales, Entrophosporaceae. The record is from the annotation of a GenBank genome assembly.